Pyrus x bretschneideri (Chinese white pear) is the source of this 1369-nucleotide messenger RNA. RefSeq names its product rac-like GTP-binding protein ARAC1. Gene Ontology annotation, cellular component: cytoskeleton; nucleus; cell projection. Lineage: Eukaryota; Viridiplantae; Streptophyta; Magnoliopsida; Rosales; Rosaceae. Gene Ontology annotation, molecular function: GTPase activity; protein kinase binding; GTP binding. The record is from RefSeq and is a predicted model, not a curated record. The transcript is spliced from 7 exons. Bases 537 to 1130 code for a protein of 197 amino acids. Gene Ontology annotation, biological process: regulation of cell shape; regulation of actin cytoskeleton organization; small GTPase-mediated signal transduction.
CAAAAAUCCGACCCAAACACAUAUAACCGGACCCAACUUCCUCGCGACUAGCGCGCAGAAAGAAAGAAAAACAGAGAGGAGAGAGAAAGAGACACAGAGGGGAGAGAGAGAGUCUCACAGUCACAGCCUCGCAGCUAUUUGUUGGAGAGUUUGUUGCUCAACGAACGCUUCAACGGCAAAUAAAAUUCGCGGCCAAAAAAAUAGUCCGCCAUUUUUGUCUCGCUCACUCUCCUCUUUUCUCUUCCGUGGAGCUUCCAGACGCCCGCACAAGACCCACAUUCGCCCAUUUUUCUCCUUCCAAUUUUCCCCUUCCGAACUCCCCCAAUCUUUUUCUUCUCUUUUCUCUCUCGAUUUCUCCCCCCCCCCCAUUUGCCAGAAUUAGGGUUAGGUUCCGUCGUGAAUCGUCCGGAUUUCGAUCGCGCCACAGAUGUGUAAGUGAAGAGGACGAGGAGGAAGGAGAAGAAGAAGAAGAUCGGGUCCUCAGGUUCGAAGAUCUGGGGCUUGGGUUUUUCUCGAGAAAGUGAGAGAGCGAGAAAAUGAGCGCGUCCAGGUUCAUAAAGUGCGUCACGGUUGGGGACGGGGCUGUGGGUAAGACGUGUCUGCUUAUCUCCUACACCAGCAACACCUUCCCCACCGAUUACGUGCCAACUGUUUUCGACAAUUUCAGUGCAAACGUGGUCGUGAAUGGGAGCACUGUUAACCUGGGGCUAUGGGACACAGCUGGACAGGAGGAUUACAAUAGAUUAAGACCUUUGAGUUAUCGUGGUGCUGAUGUGUUUAUACUGGCGUUCUCUCUCAUCAGCAAAGCCAGCUAUGAAAAUGUGUCCAAGAAGUGGAUCCCAGAAUUGAAGCAUUAUGCGCCCGGUGUCCCGAUUAUUCUCGUUGGAACAAAGCUUGAUCUUCGGGACGACAAGCAGUUCUUUAUUGACCAUCCUGGUGCUGUCCCAAUUACUACCGCUCAAGGAGAGGAGCUCAGGAAGCUAAUUGGAGCACCAGCGUAUAUCGAGUGCAGUUCAAAAACUCAGCAGAAUGUGAAAGGGGUCUUUGAUGCCGCCAUCAGGGUUGUCCUUCAACCUCCGAAGCAGAAGAAAAAGGAAGGCGGCAAAGGGAAGGCAUGCUCCAUAUUGUGAUUUGGAAAAUAGGUGUAAAGAGAUAAUGACCAGCCAUCCUGCAUGUAUUCCCUCACACCCAUUUGUUCCCUAAAUCUCGUUUUUCCCUUUUUGUCCUGAAGAAGUUGGAGUCCGUAAGUUGCCGCGUUUGACAAUCGAAUGGAUCUCUCUGUGAAAGCAUCCGGUGGUUUGGUGUUGCAUUCUUGGAACUGUUGUGAUCUCUUAAUUGUUGAAUUCUAUGGUUGGCAACUUUUUCUUUA